Molecule: messenger RNA, 326 nt
Organism: Dentiscutata heterogama
Lineage: Eukaryota; Fungi; Glomeromycota; Glomeromycetes; Diversisporales; Gigasporaceae
Source: the annotation of a GenBank genome assembly
UAUGUGCAAUGGUCAAGAAAGAGAUCCAAGAGUUAAAGCAGAACAUGAAGCACAAGAACAAAAACCUAUUAGAGUAAAGGAAAACCAUGUUAUAUCAAACCGCCAAGUUAGAUAUUGGACAGGAGAUAUCUCUAACGGUAAAGAGUUUUCAAAUAUAAUAAGUGAAGUUGCUUUAAUAGAUCAGGAUAUUAGUUCAACAGAUGUUGAAACAUCGGAUAGAGAUACAUAUAAUUUUAUACCUCUUUCACGGCCUGAAAAUCUUCAGUUCCUUGUCAAGCAGUUACCCAAAAGUUUUUAUAAUAUAAAAUUAGCAUCAUUUUAUUUUG